Mollisia scopiformis is the source of this 656-nucleotide messenger RNA. RefSeq lists its product as uncharacterized. The transcript is spliced from 2 exons. The coding region runs from base 207 to 578 and encodes 123 amino acids. NCBI's taxonomy places the organism in Eukaryota, Fungi, Ascomycota, Leotiomycetes, Helotiales, Mollisiaceae. The record is from RefSeq and is a predicted model, not a curated record.
CAUCCAAGACAGUAAUUUUGCCGCUGAUUGCCUUGCUUGUUGUCGCACUGCAAACAUCCACUUCCUCCGACGACAACCUCAAGUCCAGCAUGCGAUAACGUCAAUCCUCCACCACAACCUCACCAAAACCGACAAUCCUCCCGCAAUUAUUUGGCUCUUGAUCAACACUCUACAGCUAGUACCCAAGAUCCCGAAACUUCAGAAAGAUGGGCAAUCUCUGCGGCAAAGAAUCCAAAGACAACUUCUCUCAACCCGGACGAACAUUAUCCUCUGCGCCCCCUCAAAACCAAAAGCCCAUCUCCUCACUACCAAAGAAAGUCGGCGGGCCACCACGAACACUAGGCUCCGCAUCGACAGCGCCGGAAGCAGGAGGGAGCGCGGCGGAGGAUGCGAGACGGAAAGCUGCGGAAGCUGCUGAGGCUCGCGCAAACGCAGCGAAUAAACCGAAAGGAAAGUUGGGGAGUCAGUUAGCGGAACAGAAGAAGCAGACAAGGACGGAUACAUUGGAUGCGGCGAGUCGGGAUGAACUUAGGAUGAGAGAUGCAGAUGCAGGGCAGGAAGCCAGGGUGUACAACUGAAUGAUUCAAUGAUUCACGAGCAUACAAAGAUCACAUAGGCGGGCGUUUUGAGUAUUUGAGUGCGGGGGCAGGGUGAGA